Molecule: messenger RNA, 1551 nt
Organism: Branchiostoma floridae (Florida lancelet)
Lineage: Eukaryota; Metazoa; Chordata; Leptocardii; Amphioxiformes; Branchiostomatidae
Product: palmitoyltransferase ZDHHC4-like
Exons: 5
Coding region: 47-1222 (391 amino acids)
Biological process (GO): protein targeting to membrane; peptidyl-L-cysteine S-palmitoylation
Cellular component (GO): Golgi apparatus; endoplasmic reticulum
Molecular function (GO): protein-cysteine S-palmitoyltransferase activity
Source: RefSeq, a predicted model, not a curated record
UAAGGAUUAGGACCACAUGUAGAACAUCUUGGUGACAACAAGAAGAAUGGACUUCCUACUCCUGUCAACCUUAUACCUGACUGUGUUCAUCAUCCUUACCUAUGUGCUGUGGUUCGGGGACAGUUCAUUUCACAGGCGGGGGUAUGUGGGCAAGCUAAGGAGGACAAUCAUAACAGGAAGCCGUUGGUGUUUUCAUCAUUGCCUACCCUCCCUCCUUAGAAGACAAGUUGAGAAUCUGUGGCAAUAUGCAGCUUAUACAAGAAACCCUUUGUUUCAGUGCCUGUACGCCAUUCUGGUUCUAGCAGGCUUUUCCACUUUCCAGCUUGACGUCCUGCACUAUGCUGCCCUAUACGAGGCUCCCACCCUCCCCCUCUACCAGAAACUUCCCCUCUACAUCUUAUGUGUAAAUGCCGUGUUGUUCUGUGCUCUAAGCUUGGGAGACCCCGGAGUGAUCGUGAAAAGAAACGUUGAGAGACAUCUCAAGUUGUACGAGUUUGAUGGACAGCUGUACAGACAGGAUGAACAAUGCAGGACGUGUCAGUUCGAGAAGCCAGCAAGGUCCAAACACUGUGCAUUUUGUAACCACUGUGUGUACCGGUUUGACCACCACUGUCUGUGGGUAAACUGCUGUAUCGGUGGACUGAACCAUCGCCUGUUCCUGGGCUUCCUCAUCUCUCUGUGCUGCUUGUGUGGCUACAUUUCCUAUGCAACCUGGAAGGUAGCGCUGCUGAUAGUGGAAGCCAACAAGCUGUGGUCUGCCCAUUAUGUAGACCGCUAUGGUAGACCUCAGCCCAUGGAUCUACGCACUCUGUGUCAGUACCUCUUCAUGCAGCAUCCAAGAAUGAUCUUCCUCCUGGUUUCUCUCAGUCUCCUCACCGUACUACUCGUAGGCUUCACCCUGUAUCAUCUCUACCUCACACUCAACAACGUAACCACCAACGAACUCUACAAGAAACCUGCUCGACAACAACAACAUCAACAACAUCAACAACAACAACAUCAACUACAACAACAACAACAACAACAUGACAAAAAUAAUACCUUCAAAGGAAAAGGAAGCCAGCCUAAGAUGAAACAAAGAAAACAACUUUUAGAAGAAACUAGGCAGAGAAAGACGAAAUUUGCUGUACAAAGUCAAUGUCAUAGAUGGAACCCCUACCAUAGAGGAUACUUUCAGAAUAUUUUUGAAGUCCUCUGGCCACUUACAAGCAGGAGAUUAUGAUAAUGUACAUUUACAUAUCUUUUGUUUUCUGAGGAAAUUCUUCGGUAUUGUGUGUGUAUGUGUGUGUGUAUAAUGUAGUCCAUGUAAGUGUGUUCCCAUAUGUUUAUUAUUAGUAUAAGUCAUCACAUUUGAUUUCUUACUUAUAAAGAUGUGGAAAUUUUGCAACAGUGAACAAUGCAAGUCCCACAUUGGCCACUUCUGGGUACCAAACUGAAUAAUGUUAAAUUGUACCUGAAGUUGUUUUUUAAAUCAGUAAACAAGUUCAUUCAAGAUGAGUCAUUGGAGUCAUUUGUUAUCAAUUUUUGUGCAAUAAAUAUUUCAUAUUGUGA